This is a messenger RNA of Pelobates cultripes (western spadefoot toad), 422 nucleotides long. NCBI's taxonomy places the organism in Eukaryota, Metazoa, Chordata, Amphibia, Anura, Pelobatidae. The record is from the annotation of a GenBank genome assembly.
GAAUGUCGUCUUUGCUCGACAAGGAAUACUCUUCCGUGGAGGAGUCCUCACUGGAUGCCCUAUAUCCCUAUAAGAAUGUGCCUUACCAGUGGGUAAGGCCAAGAUCUCUACGGUCUACUAUUGGAGGGACUGUGCAUGAAUUAUACACGGUAGUGGACUCAGCCAAUUUUCUUACAGUAGUGGGCAUCCAUCCCGCCGAAGCACCUCCACCAAACAACGUUGGGAUGUAGCCAACAUUACAGCAUUUUUCCCUAUGGGGUGACAUCCCAAGCCAGCUAGUAUCCGCACUUGCUAGAUUGUGGUCUGUUUCUCGUAUGUUGUUUAGGUUUUCUUUUGAGCUUAUGUUAUCCUGAUUUAUUAUUCGAAUGUUAUACUUUAAUGUUACAGUUAUCUUACCCUGCUAAACUCGGGGGCCUGUGCAC